Molecule: messenger RNA, 3750 nt
Organism: Monopterus albus (swamp eel)
Lineage: Eukaryota; Metazoa; Chordata; Actinopteri; Synbranchiformes; Synbranchidae
Product: neurofilament light polypeptide-like
Exons: 3
Coding region: 342-2516 (724 amino acids)
Biological process (GO): neurofilament bundle assembly
Cellular component (GO): cytoplasm; intermediate filament; postsynaptic intermediate filament cytoskeleton
Molecular function (GO): structural constituent of cytoskeleton
Source: RefSeq, a predicted model, not a curated record
AAAGAAGUCUAACAUGUACUGGAAAUUCAAUUUCAACCAGGUAGCCACCUGGUAGAGGUAUGAGCUGGACAGCUAGUAAGACGUUCCUAUAAAGGUCCUGAAUGUGGGAUAAAUGACGCCAUCUGUUAAUCGUGAAAAGGACUUUAACAGCAACUUAAAGACUUUAAUUGUCACAUACAAUAAUAAUGCACAGAGCGUUAACUGUUUUGGGACUAACAUCUACAGUCAGUUGAUCCACGUCACUUCUGCUUGCGCAGGCUCCCAUUCACCCACCAGCUGAUGCUCCACCUGCUCAGCACCACGGACAGCUCCGUCCUGCACCGCUGGCAGAUGGAGCCCGCAUGGAGCAUCUCUGCACUGGACACUCACGACGGCAGCAUGAGUCACACAGCAUGGAUAACAGACUCGACUUCCAGCACGGAAUCACUCAAGAUGAGUAUUUACAAUACACAGCAGCGCCUUCAGGUUUUAAUGCCAGUGACGCCAUUAGGGAAACGUCAGCAGCUAUGAAUUUAACCAAGUUAACUGUAAAGUUUAACGAGAAAGAACUGAUGCAUGGCUUGAACGAUCGUCUUGCAGGAUUCAUAAAGAAGGUGCACCAUUUGGAGCGCCAGAAUGAUUUGUUAGAGAGAGAAAUCAAGGAUCUCAGAGGGAAAGCGAAACGUGCAUCUUGUUUCGAGGAGGAAUAUGGACCAGAGAUCAGGAAACUGAGACAGCUGGUUCAGGAUAUUACUCAUCAGAAGCACCGGAUUGAAAUCGAGCAUCAGAAUUUAGAGGAAGAGCUGUCCAACUUGAGGAAACAACAUGAACAGGAGGCGCGUAGCAAAUCAGAUGCCGAGAGCAAAAUUAUGGUCCUCAAGAAGGACAUCAGUGACGCAUAUCAGGCUAAACUACAGCUGGACAAGAAGGCCCAGGCUCUUGUUGAUGAAAUUCAUUUCCUGAAGGGAAGCCAUGAGGCCGCGGUGUCCGAGAUGUUUGACCAAAUUAAGAGUUCGCAGGAGACUGUGCAGGCACAUGAAUUUGGAAACCCUGGCGUCACUGCGGCACUCCGGAACAUCAGGACACAGCUGGUUGGACGUGCUACGGCCGAUGUCGGGCAGGUGGGAGAAUCCUUCCGAUCUCAGUUUGCAAGAUUAACGGAGGCAGCUGAGACCAAAAGAAAGGAGCUAAAAGCAGCACGACAAAAGAUCCAGGAGUACAGGAGGCUUCUGCAGACCAAAAACAUCGAACUGAACUGCGCAAUAGGCACCAGGGAAGCGCUGGAAAAGCAGCUUCAUGACGUCGAGGAUCGCCACAAGGAAGAAAUCAUCCAUUAUCAGAACACAAUCCAAGAACUUGAAAACGAGCUCAUAAAUUGCAAAUCUGACAUGUCUGGUUACCUGCGGGAGUUUCAGGAGCUGUUAAAUGUGAAGAUAGCUUUGGAUGUGGAGAUACUGUCUUACAGGAAGCUUCUCUACGGCGAGGAGGCUCGGCUAUCCACAGUAUCAGACACCCACAUCUCUUUGCCAUACAUUUACCAUCAGUCCCCUGUUUACACCCUCCCCUGCCUUUGCCGCCCAGGGGCCCCGUACAGACGAACAGAGCCCCAGUACAAGUUUGUAGAGGAGAUCAUAACGGAGACCACCAGGGAAAUUGAAAUGUCAGAAUUUGAGGAGACAGAAUCAGAGGACACAGAAGCAGAAUAUGGUGAGCAGGAGUGUAGCAAAAAAGACAGAGGGAGCAGUGAGGAAGAGAAGGAUAAUAACGAUUGUCAAGAGAAGGAAGGUGAAGGGAUGCUUGAUAGUCAGCAGAAUCAAGUAGAAUCAGUGGAAAAUGCAGUAAAUGGAAGGGGAAGAGGGAGUCUUGGUGAGGUAGAUGAUACUGAAAAAGGUAAAAAAAGUAAAGAAAAGUCUGAGGAGACUGAAGCAGCUGACAAUGAAGGGGACUGUGGCCUGGAUAAAAAUACCCAAAGCAAAGUUUUAAGUGUGAGAACUGGUGGGGAAGGAAAUAAGCAACAUCAAAAAAUACCUGAAAAUAAUGAAAAAACAAAAGCAGAGAAAGAAGCUGCAAUGACAAAGGUAACAGUUCAGAAACAUCUCUGUUCUCAACCAGAUGAUUUAAAACCAGAGAAUGAAAUCCUGAAAAAAUCUGCAAAUGGUGAAGAAGAAGAUGGUGAGAAAGGCAGUUUUAUCCUAACUAAAGCAAAGAAAUCUGUUGAUGAGACCUUGGCCCAAGUGUCUCAACAAUUAGACAGAACGCAAGAGCAAAGCAGAGCUGUUCAAGUUCAAGAUACAGCUUCGACUCACAAACCCACCGAUUUGACAGGAAUGACAAGCAGCAUUCUGCCUGUGGAGACAGAAGAACUUCCAGAAAAGGCUCAAAUAACAUCAAGUAUAACAAAAACUGAGGAAAGGGAAUACAAUCACACAGAAACAAAGGAAUUUGGUACUGCAAAAAGUGAGAAAGUAGCAAAAAGCAGUAAAGAUGCCAGACACGACAGUAAUAAAAACCAAGGUAAAAAGCCAUCUCUUGGAUAGAAUGUGAAAAGCCUCUGUGGAGUCGGGGAUCAGAGGCCAGACAGCGGGGAUAAACCUGAAACCAUCCAAACUGUGCUGCCAAAGGAAAAGACAACCACCAGUGCAGAAGUCAAACAGCUGCAUCAGGGGGAAUCAGAAAGCAGCCAGGUUCAGACUGAAGGCCCAGAGAAUAUAAAUAAUCCUCAAGGUAAACCCCAGAAGGUUGAGUGAUGAGCCUGAGAAACAUGUGUACAAUACAAACAGAGCGGAUAUCUGCGGUGGCGCAGGAUACAAAGAUUAAUGAUAUUUCUACCUUAAAUUAAAUGAGACAACUCCUCAUAAGCAAAUAUUAAAGACAGUGAAGCUGAAAGAUAGCUACAAAGCUACAACAAUGCAGAUGCAAAUUCAAGGCAAAGACAGGAAAGCUCAGAGCUGUCUUUCAUUCUUCAAAAUGACAAUUUUAAAACGAGAGAUUACUCCAGGGUUUGCAUCAGCUUUGCCUUUGGACUUUAAAUCAGCUUGUGAGGUAUUCAGAUUUUUUGACUCACCACUCAGCUAACUUAUUUAUGAAUGUAAACAAUACAGGAUGAAUUUUGAAUGACUAUCAGUUUUGGUAUGCGCUGCAAAUACAUGUAAUAUCAAGAAAUACUGUGAUUGAGUUAAAUUGUGACUAAAACCUAUGGCCAACUCAACAGAAACUGUGUAACAACAUGAGCAAAUCUAGAAAUGAGGUGAAAGGUGAAUACAAUCACAUUAGUUUCCUUCACUUCCCAUCUCUGUAUAUCAAUGUCUUCUGAAGGUCAUUGAGUGUCUUUAUUUACCUUCUUUGUCGGAAAACAUCUGCAGGUCCUUAUUUGGCUGUUUCCCCUGUAGUUUCCAUUUCCUUAUGGGAGACAUGCAUAUCAGGCUCUCUACUGAACAAACAUCAAACAUUAACUUAUAUUCCGGAAAGAAGAGUUUGCUGUGAAGUUAUGCAGUUAGCACUUAAAGCAUGAUCUUGACUUCAUAGUAAUACUUGAGAAGCAUAACAUCCUCAAACUCAACCACAAAAAUUGAAAUUGGGAGUCUUAAUGCUCCGUUAUAAAUUCAACAGCUUGAGACAAAUUGCAAAAAAGAUCAGUAGUAGUAGCUUAACCGUGCUGUUCUGUUCAUGUUUUGAUUACACUGGUGGUGUUCGCGGGUGUCCUUUGGCUUUGUAACUCAACAUAAUCAAUAAAUUUUAAUUUAAAACAAUGUAAUAAUCAACUCUAAUAAU